Messenger RNA from Ixodes scapularis (black-legged tick), 769 nucleotides. RefSeq lists its product as uncharacterized. NCBI's taxonomy places the organism in Eukaryota, Metazoa, Arthropoda, Arachnida, Ixodida, Ixodidae. The transcript is spliced from 5 exons. The record is from RefSeq and is a predicted model, not a curated record. The coding region runs from base 75 to 743 and encodes 222 amino acids.
GCUUGGGUGUACGGAGCCAGCGACAGACUGCGAACUGCGUAGUCGCGCUCGGCUGACUCCUCCAGAGCGCGGAAAUGGAACACCCCGCUGGGAAAAUUGUUGCUGCCAUUGUACUCCUCUCGGCUCUCGUGUUUCAGCGAGGUGCCUGCGAAGGUGAAAGAUGUGACUCUGGCAAAGUGUAUAAUUGCUAUAAGGAUGCGAUGUACAAGAUACAUCUGUGGAGCGAUCGUUUCUCAGCUGGAUCUGUCGCUCAAAACUGCGGGUGGGCAAAGAAUGUGUCGGCCUGCACAGAAGGCCUGGUAACUAUCGGGUGCACGGAUGAAGUGAAAGGUCGCAUUCGCAUCCUCGAGGAAGGCUUCGACAAGACACGUACUUCGCUCUGCGACCCAAAUCUGUUCAAGAGCUUACUUGAAUGGAGCGAAUGUCUCAAUGAGGAGGCUUUUGAGCUGUGCCUGGACGCCUCGGAUCACCGAAUCAAGGAGCUCGAAGGCAGCGGAAAAUUGUCCAGAAAGGACGCCGAAUGCCGGAUGUUAUGGAACGAGAUGGACUGCGUGCUGUCGGCGGCAACAGGCUGCCCCCCGUCAACCAGUCUAGCCAUUGAGGCAAUGCGAAACUACGGCUCUACCCGGCUGUACAUCGAAGACUGUCCGAGACCUGGCGGCGGCAACUUGGGACUCGCCUCAAGACCGGAGAUGUUCGUCGUCUUGGGAACCCUGCUUGCGUCAUUGGCUGGCUCUUUAUAAGAAAUAAACAUUUCCAGGAUACCUAA